Molecule: messenger RNA, 669 nt
Organism: Ricinus communis (castor bean)
Lineage: Eukaryota; Viridiplantae; Streptophyta; Magnoliopsida; Malpighiales; Euphorbiaceae
Exons: 1
Coding region: 1-669 (222 amino acids)
Source: RefSeq, a predicted model, not a curated record
AUGUUGGUUGAGAGGCAGCCAAGGACUCUGCCUAGCACUAUAGAGUCCAACCCAAGGGAGCAUGUGAACACAAUCAUAUUGCGGUCAGGUGAGUAUGUUUCUGGUCCUUCUUCUAUUUCUAACAAUGACACUGAUGCGCAGGUAGAUUCAAGUAGGGAAGUUGAAGCUACCAAGGCGAAGGAACCAGAGAAGGAAGAGGCAAAGGAGAUUCCAUUGAGGGAAAACCAGCGUAAAAUUCCAUACCCUGCUAUAUUAAAGCAAGCGCAAGUCGAGCAGCAGCUUAGUAAAUAUUUGGAUAUUUUUAAACAACUGCAUAUAAACUUACCUUUUAUUGAACUUAUUUUGCAGAUACCUAGGUAUGUGAUGUUCUUAAAGGAGAUUCUUAGCAACAAAAGGAAGUUUGAUGACUUGGCGUGCGUGACGCUAAACGAGGAAUGUUCGACAAUUUUUAAGAACAAGUUACUAGAAAAGCGACAUGAUCUAGGGAGUUUUACUAUUCCUUGUGUUAUAGGUAACUUAUUUAUUAAUGAUGCUUUAGCUGAUUUAGGGGCUAGUAUUAAUGUAAUGCCAUGCAGCCUGUUUGUAAAGUUGGGGUUGGAAAAUACUAAACCCACUAGGACGAGUAUACAGUUAGUUGAUAGAUCUGUUAAGUAUCCUAGGGUAUUGUAG